CACCACGAAAAACUUGUGAUUGUGGAUUACCAGAUUUGCUUCAUAGGAGGACUAGAUUUGUGCUUUGGCCGUUUUGACACAAGUGAACACAAAGUUGGUGACUGCCCUCCGCUUAUAUGGCCAGGAAAGGACUAUUACAACCCAAGAGAAUCAGAACCGAAUUCUUGGGAAGACACAAUGAAAGAUGAACUUGAACGCGAAAAGUAUCCACGUAUGCCAUGGCACGAUGUCCAUUGUGCUCUCUGGGGCCCACCGUGCCGUGACAUUGCGAGGCACUUUGUUCAGCGCUGGAACCUUGCCAAGAGAAACAAGGCUCCAAAUGAACAAACUAUUCCGCUGCUCAUGCCUCACCACCACAUGGUCAUCCCUCAUUACAUGGGAAGAAGUAAAGAGAUAGUUGUUGAGAACAAGAAAACAGAAGAAAAUCCAAAUGACAUCAACAGACAGAACUCUUUUUCCUCAUUUUCACCAUACGAAGACAAUAUCCCGUUGCUUCUGCCGCAAGAAUCCGAUAGUUUGGUGGAUCCUCAUUCAGAACCAAUGCCAAAUGGUCUGCAUGAUAACAACCAGAGUCUUAUUGAUGAGCCAAUUGGGAUGUGUAGAGAUUGUUCUUCUGUCUCUAUCCAGAAUCAAGAAGAUGAAGCUUCAGUUCCAGAGAUGAAAGGUUUUGUUGACGAGAUUUACAUGACAGACAUCCAAAGCGACACAAAUUUAAGCACGGAGGCACGCUCUGAAACGGCAAAUUCAGAUGAGUGGUGGGAGAAUCUAGAGGAAAAAAUUCAGAUUAAUGCUUCUACUGAUAAUGACUGUGGUGGACAAGUGGGUCCACGAAUCGCGUGCCGUUGUCAGAUUAUUAGAAGUGUAAGCCAGUGGUCUGCUGGAGCAAGUCAAACUGAGGAAAGCAUUCACAAGGCUUAUUGUUCUCUCAUUGAGGCAGCUGAACAUUUUGUUUACAUUGAGAAUCAAUUCUUCAUAUCAGGUCUGUCACAGGAUGAGAUUAUACAAAAUCGCGUCCUGGAAGCACUGUACAGGCGUAUCCUACGAGCACACAAAGAACAGAAGUGCUUUAGAGUCAUUGUGGUCAUACCACUCUUGCCUGGCUUUCAG
Messenger RNA from Morus notabilis, 1107 nucleotides. RefSeq names its product phospholipase D zeta 1-like. The annotation marks the transcript as partial. Gene Ontology annotation, molecular function: D-type glycerophospholipase activity. The record is from RefSeq and is a predicted model, not a curated record. Gene Ontology annotation, biological process: phospholipid catabolic process. The transcript has 5 exons. Lineage: Eukaryota; Viridiplantae; Streptophyta; Magnoliopsida; Rosales; Moraceae. Gene Ontology annotation, cellular component: plasma membrane.